AUGGAUAUUUCAAAUAACGAUGCGGCAAGCUCCCCAGUCGCGGCCAGCGGCCGGCGCAAGUCUGGACGCGCUGUAAAAGCGCCAGAGAAAUUCCAACCUACACAGCUCGAAUCCGCCAGCGCGAAACGAAAACGGGGAGGAGACGAUGUAGAGAAUGACGCGUCGGAUAUUGAUGAGGAGGUGGAUGCCAGUGAUACCGCGCAAGAAAGUGCUGAGGAAGAGGAGUCCAGACCAUCGCGUAGAAAGACGAAGACUACGAGGAAACCUGCGGCGAAGAAACCAAAGGUCAAUGGCACAUCUUCGCAUGGUACUGCACCGGCUGUGCGACUUCCAGCACGUCCCAAAAAGGCGAAGAGAGUGGUCAUUGAGGAUGAAAAUGCGGAGGGGCUUUAUGCUGCGGUUUUCGUUAAUGCAGAGCCGAUUAAAGAAGCUGCGCAGGAGUGGCUCGAGAGAUAUGUACAGGACAAUGCAGCUGCUAUGACGGAAUUGGUAAACUUCAUGCUGAAGGCUGCUGGUUGUGAUGUGCAAGUUACGAUAGAUGAUAUCAACGAUUUCGAUAACGCAGCUGGUCGUCUCAGAGAUGUACAAGACGAAUAUCAAUCUGAAGUAGUAUCAGAUUACCCUCUAAUAUCUAAAGCCAAAACACACCAAGGAUUUAAAGAAUCUUUAACUGAGACAUUUCGCUACAUUGUCGAAGCAGCACACGAUUCUGGAGCUAUGUUCGAAACAGGUCUUAUGUCGUCAAUUCAUGUAUGGGCGGUUCCUAUGACUUCUUCGGGCUCGCGUCCAUUUCGACAUACGGCUACACUCAUCACAAAUACUGUGUCAACUGCGUUAUGUUCUGUGGCGGCUACAGAGGCGCAAGCUCAUGCGAAUACCUUACGCCAAGCAGAAGGCGAGAAGAAGAAUAAGAGGGGAAAUAAAGCACGACUUGCUGAUCUAGAAAAGAAGGCAGCUAAGAUCGAGGGCAGGCUCGAGUUUGUAAUGAGUGAGAUCAAAGACUUCUUCGAUUCAGUAUAUGUUCACAGAUAUCGCGACAUAGAUGCGAGGAUCCGGACGGAGUGUAUAGAAGGGAUGGGAACUUGGAUCAUGACUCUGCCCGGCGAGUUUCUUGAUGGUAAUUAUCUUCGGUACAUGGGCUGGUUGCUAUCGGAUGAGGUUGUCAGUGUGCGGCAUGAGGUCCUGAAGCAACUUGAGAAAAUACUUCGAGACUCGGCAAAUAUCCAGGGGAUGCAUACAUUCAUUGAACGAUUUCGAGUCCGGAUUGUUGAAAUGGCAACUUCAGAUGCGGACGCCACAGUACGAGCAUCAGCGGUAAAUGUGGUAGAUCAGAUACGGGCCCACGGAUUGUUAGAGCCGGACGAUAUUGACGUUAUUGGGAAGCUUAUUUUUGACUCGGAGCCAAGAGUUCGAAAAGCGCUCGUGGGUUUCUUCUCGGCAAACCUGAAAGACGCUUUUGAUGCGAAAAUCGAGGAGCUUGGUGGCGAAGAAACCGUUGAGGAGUUCUUGCAACUAGAGGAUGAGGAAAAUUAUGAUGUUCCACGGACUACAUGGAUACGAUUAAAGUGUCUAGCCGAAAUUCUCCAGAGUUACGAUAUACAAGAUCAAGACGAAAUGCCUAGUCAAAUCGACCCUGGAGCUUUUCUCAACGUCUCGGUUUCUGAGUCUCGAUUCACACUCGCGGCCCAAGUGCUUUAUGAUAAAGUCGAGGACUUGAAGGAUUGGGAAAUUUUGGCCGGAUAUCUUUUGUUUGAUCAUACGACCGAGCCUAGCCGCGAUAAAUCUGAACGUGCUAUCCAGGAAUCGUUCAAGCCUGUCGAAGGGGAAGAGCUGAUUCUGCUAGAGGUACUCAACGCGGUCGUCAAAUUAAAACUCUCGCAGACAGAUGAGUCGGAUCACAAAAAAAAGAAGAGUGGUAAACACGAGCCAACUGAAGCACAAGAAAAUACCGCACGACAUUUGGCAAGUUUGAUACCUCGAUUACUGAGAAAAUACGGAUCGGACGCCAAGACUGCUACUGUGGUGCUACGGAUGGAACAUGCUCUUAACCUGGGAGUCUUUCAGGAAUUGAGACAAGAUUCUACGACUUACGCAAAUCUUCUAGGCGAGAUUAGCUCUCAGUUCAGCAGACAUACCGACAGGACUGUCUUGACCGAAGCUGCGGCUUGUUUUAUACAUGCUCUCCAGUAUGAAGAAUUAGAAGAAUUGGCGCAGUCGAGUUUACAAUCGUUGUGGGAAAACACAACAAGUGCUUUACAGAAAUUAAGUACGACAGGUCAAAUGUCAGUUCGUGGUGGUCUUCGAGAUAGGGAUCUCAAAGCUCUGUCAUUGGUUGUGACCAGGCUUGAACUCUUAUCAAGUACUUCUAGUUGCAUUGAACCAUUUGAAAGUAGUUCCGACCCAUCGGCUCCUCUUCCAAUCCUAAUCCUUCUCGACAUCAUCGCUCGCGGAAUAUACGAAGACUCUGAUGAUCAAGAACUCGAUGACCAGGAAGAUCAAGUUGUGAUUUCAGCCAUCAAGUCAAUGAUGUUCUACUUCAUGUGGAAAAUCAAAGACCUAGAAGGCCGUGUCGCAAUCGACGACGAGAUUCCCGUCGAAGAAAUCGAUCAGCUGAAAGAAUGGCAAGACAUCUUCGUCACCAACCUCGUCGCCGCCUUCUCCUCCCGCGAUAGUCCAGAUGCCGUCCGUCUCCUCGGCGCCGGCACAGUCCUCGACGUCUACGCCCUCUUCACAACUCUCCGUCCCCUCAUGCAAGGCACAAACAAAGAUGCAGAACAAACCUACACGCAUCUCUCAACCCUCAUCUCUGAGAUCAAUCCAGAGGUCAAAGCGGAACUCACAUCUUUCUUCAUCUCCCUCGAACGCGAACACGCCAAGAAAUCGCGCAAGAAACUUGAAGCGCCCGCCGAUGACGAGGAUCCGGAGGAUAUAGACGAGGAUCCUGAGGAUGAGGAACAAGAACCUGAAAACGAGUAUGAGCGCUUGAGCGAGGCGUUGAACGCGGAGAAACAGCUUUGCGAACUCACUGCGAAGUUGGUGCUUGCGAUCCUGGCGGGCUCGAUCGAUGCAGCGGAGCCGGGGAAGGGGAAGUUAAAGAAGAGGUUGGUGCGGAAUAAAGCGAAUCUGGGACCGAAUUUCAAGGGGGUGUUGGGGUUUCUGGAGGGCAAGGUGAAGGCAAAGAGUCAUAAGAGUAAGGCGCAACAGGCUGCGCAGAAGGAAAAGGUGAAGAAGGGAGGGAAAGGGGAGUCGAGUGAGGCGAGGGUUGUUGAGGAAGAUGAGGAGGAUGCGCUGGAGGAUGUGGAGGUUGAGGAGGUGGAGGAGGGGGAUGUGAAUGAUGGGGAAGUGGAAGCGGAGGGUGAAGCCGAAGCGGAGGCGGAAGCUGAAGAAGAAGAUGAUGAUGAUAUCAUGGGUGAUUGA
This is a messenger RNA of Glarea lozoyensis ATCC 20868, 3417 nucleotides long. Its product is annotated as ARM repeat-containing protein. The transcript has 3 exons. Gene Ontology annotation, biological process: sister chromatid cohesion. Gene Ontology annotation, molecular function: chromatin binding. Gene Ontology annotation, cellular component: cohesin complex; nucleus; chromatin. Bases 1 to 3417 code for a protein of 1138 amino acids. Lineage: Eukaryota; Fungi; Ascomycota; Leotiomycetes; Helotiales; Helotiaceae. The record is from RefSeq and is a predicted model, not a curated record.